UGACAAAUCGGCUCCUGUGGAAUUGUGGGUAGAUCUCGGGCUCACAAAUGAAAGGAUUCCCAAACACUUCCUAGCUUAGUCUCUCCUGCUCCUCUGGCCGAGGGUGCAGGGAACCGUCCAGCACUAGGACCCGGCGGAAUCCCAGCCGUCAUGGCGCAGCUGUUCACCGCCCGGCUCCAGUUGCUGCUCCUGCAGGCGAUGGGCUUUCUCAUUGGCCUAAUAGGCCAAGCCGCUCGAGCCUUCGGCGGCCCCAAGUUCGGCUCGAUGACCACACCGCCUGUGACUGAACCAUUACUGCUGCUGUCGGGGGUGCAGCUGGCCAAGCUGAUCCGCCAGAGGAAGGUGAAAUGCAUAGAUGUCAUUCAGGCUUAUAUCAACAGAAUCGUGGAUGUGAACCCACUGAUCAAUGGAAUUGUCAAGUACAGGUUUGAGGCAGCUAAGAAGGAGGCUCAUGAUGUAGAUAAAAAGCUUGCAGAGAAGGUGGAAGAUGAUGCCACCCUGGAAAAGAAAUGGCCCUUCCUUGGGGUUCCUUUGACAGUCAAAGAAGCUUUCCAGCUAGAAGGAAUGCCUAAUUCUUCUGGCCUUGUGAAUCGUCGUAAUGCCAUUUCCAAAACAGAUGCCACUGUAGUGGCAUAUCUGAAGGAAGCUGGUGCCAUUCCUCUGGGCAUAACCAACUGUAGUGAGCUGUGCAUGUGGUAUGAAUCCAGUAACAAGGUCUAUGGCCGAUCCAACAACCCGUAUGAUUUACGGCAUAUUGUAGGUGGAAGUUCUGGUGGUGAGGGCUGUACCCUGGGAGCUGCCUGCUCAGUGAUUGGUGUGGGCUCUGAUAUUGGUGGCAGCAUUCGAAUGCCUGCAUUCUUCAAUGGCAUAUUUGGACACAAACCUUCCCCAGGUGUGGUCUCCAACGACGGUCAGUUCCCUGUGGCCAAGGGAGCCCAGGAGCUGUUUCAGUGCACUGGUCCCAUGUGCCGCUACGCUGAAGACCUGGCCCCCAUGCUGAGGGUCAUGGCAGGACCUGGAAUCAAAAAAUUAAAACUGGAUGAAAAGGUACAUUUAAAGGGCUUGAAAUUUUACUGGAUGGAACAUGAUGGUGGCUCAUUUUUAAUGUCCAAAGUGGACCGAGAACUCAUUCAGGCUCAGAAAAAGGUUGUGGAUCACCUGGAAAAUAUACUAGGAGCCUCAGUUCAACAUGUUAAACUAAAGCAAAUGAAGUAUUCUUUUCAGUUAUGGGUCACAAUGAUGUCAGCAAAGGGACCUGAUGGGACGGAACCUAUAAAAUUUGUGGAUCUGCUUAGUGACCAUGGGAAGCCUAUCAGCCCUCUGUGGGAAUUGAUGAAAUGGUGCCUGGGCCUAUCAGCGCACACCAUCCCUGCCAUUGGACUGGCCUUGUUGGAAGCAAAGAUCAAAUACAACCCUGAGAAAUACAAGAAGUUUAAGGCAAUGGAAGAAAGCCUGUAUAAAGAAUUGCUGGAGAUGCUGGGUGAUGAUGGUAUCUUCUUAUAUCCCUCGCAUCCCACAGUGGCUCCCAAGCAUCAUGUUCCUCUGACAAGACCUUUCAACUUCGCUUACACAGGUAUCUUCAGUGCCCUGGGUUUGCCUGUGACCCAGUGCCCAUUGGGUCUGAAUGCCAAAGGACUUCCUCUAGGAAUCCAGGUCGUGGCUGGACCCUUUAAUGAUCACCUGACCCUGGCUGUGGCCCAGUACUUGGAGAAAAGUUUUGGAGGCUGGGUCUGUCCUGGAAAGCUGUAGAAUGAUCUUCUCACCGUGUGUGAGUGUGUGUGUGUUUCUAUAGGUUGGGUGAGAUCAAGCACCGACAUGCAAGUUAAGAAGAAACAACUGCAGAAUAAUCACUUGUUCAGUUAUUCUUCCUACUGUUCUUUCUUUCACCAAGUGUUAACUUUCAUAAAAUGCUAAUAUUUGGUUCCUGCCCUCAGUUACCUGAGAAGAUGGGCAAGUAAGUGAAUAUGUGCAAUAAAGUAUUCUAUAUGCUGUGA
Myotis brandtii (Brandt's bat) is the source of this 1994-nucleotide messenger RNA. RefSeq names its product fatty acid amide hydrolase 2 (gene FAAH2). The record is from RefSeq and is a predicted model, not a curated record. NCBI's taxonomy places the organism in Eukaryota, Metazoa, Chordata, Mammalia, Chiroptera, Vespertilionidae. The transcript has 11 exons. The coding region runs from base 151 to 1749 and encodes 532 amino acids.